This is a messenger RNA of Candidula unifasciata, 226 nucleotides long. The record is from the annotation of a GenBank genome assembly. Lineage: Eukaryota; Metazoa; Mollusca; Gastropoda; Stylommatophora; Geomitridae.
UGAAGCAUCACUGAGCCUAUUAACAGAGCAACUGAUAGAAAAAAAAGACUAUGCUGCAACAAAGGAGGUGCUGAGUCGUAUGCAAGAGCUGGGCUAUGAGGGUCUCUCAUCUUUAGCUACAAAAGCCCUUGAGGUAUUCCAGCCAUCAGACCAAGAAAGAAGAUAUUUUGAGGACCUUGCUGCAAGUUCUACAACAUCUUCGUCAUCGUCAUCAGAUUCUGACUGA